ACAGAAAAAGAAAAUGAAAAUAAAAACGUUGUCCUCUCUCGCUGCCUUAUUCUCACCGCCGUUUUCUCAGGCUCGCGACGGCCGUUUUUCUCGCUUAUAAUCGUCUCUCUCACUCUCGCCGUGUUCUCUCAUCCUGGUCUGCCUCUUACUCUUGCGUCUCUCGCACACUCGAAAUCUGCAACGGUGACGUCGACGGAAACGGCGAUAGGGACAGCUGAGGUGAAGUUUUCGAUCUCGUUUUAUUUGGUUUGAGGGUGUGGCGGCAAGGUGAGGCGAGGUCGCGAAAGGUGAGACGGCAAAACAGAAGAAACAUUACUGUUUUUUUUCUCCACAAGAGGAAAAAAUAAACAAACAAAAUGGCUCACUCAUUAAUAAGAAAUUCCAUUCAAUCAAUUAACCCUAAUUUUCUGGCCACGUUGUCAGUCCACCGGAUCGUCCGGCGUUUGGGCUCCGUGGCCACCGCUGAAGAGGAACAAUCAUCGUCCUUCACGUUUUCGUCGGAGGGAGAUAACGUGUACAUGAAAGCACCGGCGGCGAGGAGGAAACAGUCGUCGUCGGUGACGAUGCCGAUGUCGUUCAUGACUGGAUCUAUUGUUGGGAAGAGGUUCUACAAAGAAGUGAAAACGAGAGAAGCAGACGAUGGCAAUGGUUGGACGGUGAUGCUUGAUUAUAGAACUCUCAAGACACCUGCUAAGAGGCCACUUAAGCUUCCGACUCUCUCUCUUGCUAAGGCCAUUGCUGCUGAAUGGGAAUAUCAACAAAUAGAUGGCAUAAGACCCUUCACAAUGCCUUUUAUGAGACUUGCUUGCACUGCUUUGGAAAGAGUUCCUGUGACAAGGCCCAAAAUUAUUGAGAAUUUGAUGAAGAAGUUUAAUCAAGAUUUAGUAUUUUGCCGUGCUCCUGAUGACAAUGAUCUGACAAGCGUAGUCCAUGAUCGCCAAGUUGAGAAAAUGGAUCCUCUGCUACGCUGGUUGGAGUCAGAAUUUGGAUUUAAGCCUGUUGUGUAUUCAAGCUUUUUUGGUGGAAAACAGGAAGAUGGUCUUGUGAUGGCUAUAGAGAAACUUCUAAAGAAAACAGAUGACUGUGAAUUGGCCGCAAUUGAUGCUAUUGCAGCAUCAGCACACUCAUUAACUAUUGCCAUUGCAUUGGUGCAUGGGAAAUUGCAAAUUGAGGAAGCAAUUGAGCUUAUUAGACUUGAAGAAGAUUUACAGGUGGACAGGUGGGGCCUUGUUGAAGGUGGACAUGAUGUCGACGUCGCUGAUCUUAGGGUACAGAUUUCAUCACCAGUUGUAUUUCUUGGUUUGUCAAGAAAUAUUUAGUUUUAACAUUUUGAUUUUGUUGUUAACCAUCCCAAGUUAUAGCUAUCAGCAUGAUAUGGUCCAUGUCAUAUCCAGAACAUUCUAUUCAUGGGUCUUGUUUUGUAGAUGAGUUUUGUUCUUGUAACUGUUUUGUCAUUGAGUUAUAAGUUAUAACAAUAAUAUAAACCAGGCUUUAUUGAAGCCUUAUUCGAGGAAAAACAUAGACAUAUCAAAUGGUAGAUAUGUUGUAUCUUGUAACACGAAUUUGUGUUGCACACUUUGAAUACUUCUAACUGUAUUUUGUAAUCGUUAUA
Cicer arietinum (chickpea) is the source of this 1612-nucleotide messenger RNA. RefSeq lists its product as uncharacterized. Gene Ontology annotation, cellular component: mitochondrion. Lineage: Eukaryota; Viridiplantae; Streptophyta; Magnoliopsida; Fabales; Fabaceae. Gene Ontology annotation, biological process: mitochondrial proton-transporting ATP synthase complex assembly. The record is from RefSeq and is a predicted model, not a curated record.